UAUAAAUUCGGUUACAAUUCUCUCGCUGACAGUUUGGGAACAGCUAUUUGCGUAAAGAGAAGAAGAAGAAGACGAAACUUUCAGUCUUUACCGUGUCUCCAUGUCCACAAAAACGGCUACUAUGUUUGUAGCCAUCCAAGUUUUGCUCUGCUUCACACUGACCCUGAUCCAACAAGGGUCCUGCAAUAUCACCUACAUCUGGGUCUACAAUAAUCCAACAAUCGCUUACAAGACCGAAAAUUCAGCGAUGCCGUGGAUCCGGCGAGGAAGCGGCGAGUCAGCGAACCGAAGAAACGAUUACACAUACCCGUCAGGCGCUGCUUCUGGGUACAAGGUUCACACUCAAGCGGUUGUUUGGUCGCAAGCUCGUAGGAUUUGCGCCGAUGAGGGCGGUCAUUUAGCCAUUAUAAACUCCGUGGCCGAGGCGAACAUGGUGUCGGAGAUCUUCGAGAAAUCGGAACCAAUUAUUGGGUCAGCUUGGCCCGAUUUUGCCAGCAUUGGUUUUCACUGUCUCUUCGAACCAGACGUGCAGUACGUCACCAUUCAUGACCAGACUUUGGAAAAGGCUGGAUAUAAUCAGUGGUUCCCAGGCGAGCCUUUUGUUGACGGUACGCAACACUACGGAUGUAUCCAUAAAAACGGCCAAUUGGACAAUCACCGUGCAACCACUCCGUUCGGCUUUAUAUGCGAGCUUCCGAUUCAUUGACCUGCAAGCUUAACCCCAAAUCAAAUGAAAGUAAUGAAGAUAAUGUAUAUAUAUAUCCUGCCGCUGCGACAUACGAGUUGGU
Neodiprion virginianus is the source of this 788-nucleotide messenger RNA. Its product is annotated as hemolymph lipopolysaccharide-binding protein-like. The record is from RefSeq and is a predicted model, not a curated record. Bases 101 to 706 code for a protein of 201 amino acids. The transcript is spliced from 4 exons. Lineage: Eukaryota; Metazoa; Arthropoda; Insecta; Hymenoptera; Diprionidae.